AUGGGAAAAGUGAAGUCAACGAAGCGCGGAAAAGCGAGUUCCACCCCCUACGAACGACCGGCUAAGCACGCCGCCGCCGCAGCCAACAAUGUCUUCAAGUUCAGCAAGGACUUCGGCCAGCAUAUCCUCAAGAAUCCAGGUAUCGCAGAGACAAUAGUGAACAAGGCGAACCUAAAGCCGACAGAUACCGUCCUCGAAGUCGGUCCCGGAACCGGUAACUUAACCGUGAAGAUCCUGGAGCAGGCGAAGAAAGUCAUUGCAGUGGAAAUGGACCCCCGAAUGGCGGCCGAAACAACGAAGCGCGUGCAGGGCAAGCCGGAGCAGAAAAGGCUUGACGUGCUCCUAGGCGACGUGAUCAAGACGACGCUCCCGCAGUUCGACGUGUGCAUCUCGAACACGCCGUACCAAAUCUCGUCGCCGCUCGUAUUUAAGCUCCUCGCCCUCCCGAACCCGCCGCGGACGUGCGUGCUCAUGUUCCAGCGCGAAUUCGCGCUGCGCCUCACGGCUCGCCCGGGCGACGCCCUGUACUGCCGUCUGUCGGUCAACGCGCAGUUCUGGGCGCGCAUCACGCACGUCCUGAAGGUCGGGCGCAACAACUUCCGGCCCCCUCCGCAGGUGGACUCCAGCGUCGUGCGGAUCGAGCCCAAGCUCGGGUCCGACAGGCCGAAUAUCAGCUUCACGGAGUGGGAUGGUAUGCUGAGGGUGUGCUUCAAUCGGAGGAAUAAGACGCUCCGGGCCUCGUGGCUGGGGAACAAGGAGGUUCUUGCUAUGGUAGAACGGAAUUACCGGUUGUGGUGCGCUACGAAUGAUAUCCCGGUUGAUGAUGCUGUGGCGGAUGAGGAUGAGGACGAAAAUGAUGAUAUGGAGAUGGACGAGAACGUGCUGCCGAGUGCCGGAGAUGAAGAAUGGGACGGCAUCAUGGAUGUCGAUGGAGACGAUGAUGACACCCCUUCGUUCUUUCAGGAGCUGAAGGCAGCUGGGAGCGAAGUGCCCAAGACGAAAAGCAAACGGAAGAAGACGAGGGUCGCCUUGUUAGUAAAGGAGAAGGUUCGUAAGGUCCUCGAAGAUGUGACCGAGCUUGCCGACAAGAGAAGUGGGAAGUGUGAUGAGAAUGACUUCCUUCACCUUCUUGCGGCCUUCAACGCGGAGGGAAUACAUUUCUCAUGA
Molecule: messenger RNA, 1167 nt
Organism: Annulohypoxylon truncatum
Lineage: Eukaryota; Fungi; Ascomycota; Sordariomycetes; Xylariales; Hypoxylaceae
Product: rRNA adenine dimethylase
Exons: 2
Coding region: 1-1167 (388 amino acids)
Biological process (GO): rRNA methylation
Cellular component (GO): mitochondrial matrix
Molecular function (GO): rRNA (adenine-N6,N6-)-dimethyltransferase activity
Source: RefSeq, a predicted model, not a curated record